Molecule: messenger RNA, 1470 nt
Organism: Miscanthus lutarioriparius
Lineage: Eukaryota; Viridiplantae; Streptophyta; Magnoliopsida; Poales; Poaceae
Source: the annotation of a GenBank genome assembly
AUGGACACCUCGCACCACUAUCCAUGGCUCAACUUCUCCCUCGCUCACCACUGUGAUCUCCAGGAGGAGGAGAGGGGCGCAGCCGCGGAGCUGGCCGCGAUAGCCGGCGCCACGCCGCCGCCGAAGCUGGAGGACUUCCUCGGCGGUGGUGUCAUCAACGGAGAGAGAGCCAGCGGCGGCGGUGGUCCGGUGGCCGCGCCCCCGGAGGCGACGGCGACCGCGGAGAUGUACGACUCGGACCUCAAGUUCAUAGCCGCCGCCGGGUUCCUGGGCGGUGGCUCGGCUGCUGGAGCGGCGGCGACGUCGCCGGUGUCCUCCCUCGACCAGGCAGACCCCAAGCUGGCCUUGCCUACCGCCGCCGCGGCGUUGCCGGCGCCGGAGCAGAGGAAGGCCGUCGACUCCUUUGGGCAGCGCACGUCCAUCUACCGCGGCGUCACACGGCACCGGUGGACUGGCAGGUACGAGGCACAUCUGUGGGACAACAGCUGCCGGCGUGAAGGGCAGAGCCGCAAGGGCCGCCAAGUAUAUUUGGGUGGCUAUGAUAAGGAGGAGAAGGCGGCCAGGGCGUAUGAUCUUGCAGCGUUGAAGUACUGGGGUUCUAGCACCACCACCAACUUUCCAGUUGCUGAGUAUGAAAAGGAGCUCGAGGAGAUGAAGACCAUGACUCGGCAAGAGUUUGUUGCUUCCCUUCGAAGGAAGAGUAGUGGAUUCUCUAGGGGUGCUUCUAUUUACAGAGGUGUAACCAGACAUCACCAGCAUGGGCGGUGGCAAGCAAGGAUCGGAAGGGUUGCCGGCAACAAGGACCUCUACCUUGGAACAUUCAGCACCGAGGAGGAAGCUGCAGAGGCCUAUGACAUAGCGGCCAUCAAGUUCAGAGGCCUGAACGCCGUUACAAACUUUGAGAUCAGCCGGUAUAACGUUGAGAGCAUAAUGAGCAGCAACAUUCCAAUGGGGAGCAUGUCGGCCGGUGGCCGGAGCAACAAGGCAUUGGAUUCCGCUCCAUCGGGCUCACCUGAUGCCAUGCCCGUCGAAUCCAGCACUGCGCCGCUGUUUGCCGCGCUUCCGGUGAAGUAUGACCAGCAGCAGCAGGACUACCUGUCGAUGCUCGCGUUGCAGCACCACCAGCAAGGGAACCUGCAGGGGCUAGGGUUCGGCCUCUACUCCUCCGGAGUGAACCUGGAUUUUGCAAACUCCCAUGGCACUGCUUCGUCGAUGACCCACUGCUAUGUCAAUGGCGGCAUGGCCUCCUCACAUGAGCAGCACCAGCACCAGCACCAUCAGCAGCUGCAGGAUCAGCAGCAGCAGUGUGAGAAUGAGACGCAACAGAGCUCCAACAGCUGCUCCUCCCUACCAUUCGCCACACCAAUCGCUUUCAAUGGGUCCUAUGAAAGCUCCAUGACGGCAGGCCCCUUUGGAUACUCCUACCCAAAUGUGGCAGCCUUUCAGACGCCGAUCUAUGGAAUGGAAUGA